Messenger RNA from Mytilus californianus (California mussel), 1724 nucleotides. RefSeq names its product collagen alpha-1(XII) chain-like. The record is from RefSeq and is a predicted model, not a curated record. NCBI's taxonomy places the organism in Eukaryota, Metazoa, Mollusca, Bivalvia, Mytilida, Mytilidae. The coding region runs from base 35 to 1000 and encodes 321 amino acids. The transcript has 3 exons.
UUUCUCACAUGCAUUGUAUGUAUUAACCGAAGUCAUGAUGGACCGUGUUGGACUGAUUUUUAUAAUUUUGGUGUUUACGUCUGGUUCUUGUCAGUGUUUUCUCUUUGGGAAAGAUAAAGUUGACUGUCUUAUGUCGCAAUGGAGCCAAUGGAGCGAUGUCUACGGAUUUGGAGCACGGUCUAAAGAAAGGGCAAUUCUCAGGUAUCCUGACAAUGGUGGCAAGCCAUGUCCUAAUGAUAUUGAAAUUACUGAGUACACAACACAGAAACCUACGAUUCAAACAACAGCUAAACAAAUCAUCACCAGUUUUCUGCAGAGAAGAUUGAAACCAAAUCCUUCAUCUCCUCGGAGAAUUGUAAAGAGAGACGAUCCGAUUGGUCUUUUCAGAGAUUUAUUGAUAAUCAUUGAUUCGUCUGGUAGCAUAGGAGCGAGUAGCUUUAAAAUUGCAAAACAGCAAAUAGGUGAACUCCUAGGUCUGAUAUGUCCUGUACCAGAUCCCUUCAAUUCGAACAGACGUAGUGGUUAUAACCGAGCGGCACUUAUUCAGUAUUCUAGUAACGUGGUUGAGGAAUUUGAUUUCUAUGACCAACAUAGUUUAGCAGACCUCAAAUCUGCAAUAAUGUCAAUACCAUAUCAAGCGGGAUUGACCUGUACCGGAGAUGCUUUAUAUGAGGCAAUACAAAUGUUUACAUCAUCAAAAGGCGCGCGUCAAGGAACCAAACAUGAGGUUUUGAUUUUAACUGAUGGCAAAUCCAACUGUGGAAAAAAAAUUUCAACGGUAUUGCCAACGUUGCAUGCUAAAGCAACUGUAUUUGGAUUAAUGAUUGGUAAUUUUAAUAUCGAAGGCAAGAAAGCACUCGCAUCGUAUGUCAGUAAACCAUCACCCGAUCACUUAUUUGCCGUCGACGACUAUCAAGACCUGGAAAGACUAUUGAAUUUCAUAAAAGUGCAGUUAGAUCAAAACCAUCCAUGUGCACACUUCGAUCUAUCGAAGAAAUGAUACAAUACAAAAUUUAUCUUCAAAACCUGUUUUCUAUAUAAAUCCACUAUAUAAAAUUUACUUGUGAUUUUGAAUGAGUAAUUAUUAUAAUCUCUAGUUAGAUUCAUAGUCAUUGUUGCCUGAUGCAGCUCUUAGGUUUCAAACCGCGGUCGUUUUUUUUUGGAAUGCUGUAAGGUCAAACAAAUAAGCGUAAAUGGCAAAGAAACCUCAAAUGCAUAUAAUGUUUCGAAUAAAUAAAGGCAACAGUAGUAUACCGCUGUUCAAAAUUCAUAAAGUGUUUCAAUAAGUAAAUGCAUACUGUUCAUAGAUCCUUUGAUAGUUUCGGAUUUUUCUUAAAUAUAAAUAGGAAGGGACAACUAUUUUCUAAAUUUUAAAGUCAAUAUAUAUAAAAGCCAUAUUGAAUUUAAUGCAUUAACAAAUUUACCAAUCUCUGGUAUAAUACACAUCUUUUUUUAAAUUUCAAUCUCUCUGUAUUUCCAUCAUGUUGCAAACAUGUAGAUCUUGUUUUUUGUACAGGCUCGGUUAUACUUAUUUUUUGUCCUUUUCGGUUAUAUCUUUAUACAGAUUUUAGAUUUUCAAUGUAUUUGGCCUCGAGCAUCAUUGAAGAGCAUCUUGUGCCGUAAAAUUGGUACCGUUAAUGUUAAUUCGACAGAUUCAGUAAAGUUGUUUUAAUCAAUUCAUGUAUAAUAUCUUAUUUACAUGUAUCUAUAUUAUGCAAAUUAAA